AUGAGUGAAGCAAUGAUACAAGCAAUGAAAACGGUAAAAGCUGCUAUAGUUGGCGAAGAUCCAAAGCAUUUAAUACGUUAUGAUGAUCCAUCUAUUGAACAUAUUGAAGAAGAUGAAGAUGAAAAAAUCAAUGAUAUUAUUGCAAGUUUUCGAUCUAUGCAAGAAAAGAAUUUUGGAAAACAUGGACAUGGAUUACGUGGUACACAUUCGAAAACUCAAGCAGUAGUUAAAGGUACAUUAAUAGUACCAGCUAAUUUGCCAGCUCAUCUAAGUCAAGGACUUUUUCGAUAUCCCGGAAAAUAUCCUGUUAUUCUUCGUUAUGCAAGUGAACCAACACAAAUUGAAGAUGAUAAAAUACCAGCACCACGUGGUUUAGGUAUGAAAGUUUUCAAUGUUCUAGGGUCAAAGUUACUAGAAGAGAAUAUAAAUACACAGGAUUUCUUUUUCAACAACGCUCCUACAUUAGAAUUAACAAAUGCGACUGUAUGCCGUGAUAUUCAAUGUUUACGUAACACUUAUUUCGAUGAUUCUGAAGGACUAAAACAGGCUCUAAAACAAAGAGAUGAUUCUCAGAAACAGUUAGCAAGAAUAAAACUUGCAAAUACGAAUAUUAUGGGACAAGAAAUGUAUUCACAGGCAGCCUAUCGUUAUGGAGAUUACGUUGUUAAAUAUGCACUCUUUCCAAUUGCUAAAGUACAACUCGAAACGAAAUCUCAGAAAGUUAAAGAUACUGAUUCUUCGACAACUUUAAGUGAUUGGAUUCGAGAUUAUUUUCAUAAUUAUGAUGCUAAAUAUGAAUUUCGUGUUCAAUUUUGUAGUGAUAUAACUUUACAGCCAGUUGAAGAUACCAGUAUAGAAUGGUCUCAACUUGCUGCACCCUUUCAUACAGUUGCAAUUCUAGAUAUUCCUAAACAGGAAGCAUUCGAUCCUGAAUUUUGUCAAUGGUGGCAAGAUCAUAUUCGAUUAUAUGCAUGGGCAGGUCUCGAAGAACAUCGUCCACUUGGAUCUAUUAAUCGUAUUCGUAAGAAAUUAUAUGAUGCCAGUAGUGCAUUUCGAGCAGAACAAAAUCACCAAGAAGUAGUAUUUCCACAAAGUAUCAAUGAUGUUCCAAUUUCAAAACAAUCACAAACUUAG
Adineta steineri is the source of this 1134-nucleotide messenger RNA. The record is from the annotation of a GenBank genome assembly. NCBI's taxonomy places the organism in Eukaryota, Metazoa, Rotifera, Eurotatoria, Adinetida, Adinetidae.